Molecule: messenger RNA, 2568 nt
Organism: Lacerta agilis (Sand lizard)
Lineage: Eukaryota; Metazoa; Chordata; Lepidosauria; Squamata; Lacertidae
Product: kinesin-like protein KIF20A
Exons: 20
Coding region: 100-2553 (817 amino acids)
Biological process (GO): microtubule-based movement; mitotic spindle assembly
Cellular component (GO): nucleus; spindle microtubule
Molecular function (GO): ATP binding; plus-end-directed microtubule motor activity; microtubule binding
Source: RefSeq, a predicted model, not a curated record
AGGGGCAUAGUAGGUGUGACUGAAGCAGUAGUGGGAAGCACAAUUUGUGUUAACAAAGACAUAAGAAGCUAGCGGUGUUUGUAGGAAUAUUAAAACAGAAUGAAUUUUCAGGAAAGACAAAGAAUAACAUCCGUUGCUGAGGGUAUGACAGAAUUGAUGUCUAUGGACUCGUCAGAAGUAUCCAACACCAGAGAUGAGCAGGAAGAGGAGGUGAUGUAUCAGCCACUGAAAGUAUACUUGAGAGUAAGGCCCUUUUCUAAGGCAGAGCUUGAAAACAAUGAAAACCAGGACUGUUUGAUUAUUGAAAAUCAAGAAACAGUGACUCUUCACGCACCUAAAUACUCUACUGCUAUGAAGAACAGUGAAAAGGGAAUUGGACAAUCGGCACAUCAGUUCACCUUUACACAGGUGUUUGGACCAGAGACUUCUCAAAGUGAAUUUUUUGAAGGCACAAUGAAAGACAUAGUAAAAACGUACAUCAACGGAGUGAAUGGACUUGUGUUUACCUAUGGUGUGACUAACGCAGGCAAAAGUUUCACUGUUCAAGGCUGCUCAAAAGAUGGUGGUAUCCUUCCCCGCUCUCUUGAUCUCAUAUUUAACCAUGUAAGGGGAAGACAGUAUCCAAAGAUGAACUUAAAACCAUGCUUCAGCAAUCUUACCAAGAGGCUAAAUGAUACGCAGGUUAAGCAAGAAGAAUCCAUCAAAACUGCCCUUCUUGCUUCUCUGAAGGAGGAUACUGAAAAUACUUCAAAGUCUAUCACAACUUCAAGUGCAUCAGGGUCAACUUCUAGUAGCUGUAGCUCACCAAGUUUUGUUUUGAAUGAAUCAGAUUCUGAGGUUUAUAGCAAGUGCCCCAGGACCCUAGCAUCUGUUUGGGUUUCUUUCUUUGAAAUCUACAAUGAGUACAUCUAUGACCUACUGGAUUUAGUGCCUGCAUCAAAAAACCAGAAGCGCAAAGUUUUAAGGAUAUGCGAAGAUCAGGGAGGAAACUCUUAUGUGAAAGACUUAAAGUGGAUCAGUAUAAAGAGUACAGAUGAGGCUUGCAAAAUUCUUAAAGUAGGAAAUAAGAACAGAAGUUUGGCAUGCACCAGGAUGAACCAACAAUCAAGCAGAAGUCACAGUAUAUUUUCUAUUCGACUGCUCAGCUUGAGUGAUGAGAGUGUGCCACGAGUUCUUGGAGUCUCUGAACUCUCUCUCUGUGACUUGGCUGGGUCAGAACGAUGCCAUAAAGCACAAACUUUUGGAGACAGACUGAAAGAAGCAGGCAAUAUUAAUAAUUCUCUUCUUAUUCUUGGAAAAUGCAUUGCAGCUCUAAAGCAAAAUCAAAACCCUAAAUUAAGGCCAGCAUACAUUCCCUUCAGAGAGAGUAAGCUGACCCGCCUGUUCCAGCCAUUCUUCUGUGGUAAAGGCAAAGCUUGCAUGAUUGUCAAUAUUAACCAGUGUGCUUCUACCUAUGAUGAGACAUUGCAUGUAAUGAAGUUUUCUGCUGUAGCAAAGCAAGUUAUUCAAACAUUCCAACACAAAAUAUUUGAUUAUUUUCCAAAAAAAUAUAUUGGAAGGGACGAUAGGCCUACAGUGCACUUUGAUGACUUAUCUGCAGAGCAGCUUCCAGAGGAUUCUUGUAUUUCCUCUGAAGAAGAGGAAAUAGAUAUAACUAUUAUGAACCAUGAGGAUCUCUUGAAAAUGACAGAGAUCUUGAAGAGCAAGCUGAUUGCAGAGAGGCAAGGCAAGCUGCUCCUUGAGGUGCAAAUACGCAAGGAGAUGGCCAAAGCAAUGUUUCAGCAACUGAUGGAAACAGAAGAAUCCUGGAGUAAACGCUUAGAAGAUCUGAAAGAAAGGUAUGAAGAAAAAUUGGAGAGUAAAUUUCAAAUGUACAAGGAGGCCAUAAAGAAGCAUGCAUACAUGUGUGCAAUGGAUCAAAUUGAAGACCGCUAUGUGCCAAUAGAGGAGUUCAUUGCUGAACAAGCAAAGGUCGAGGACAGAGAAAUGAAAAUACUAGAGUUGAAAGCAAAACUUGGUAAACUCAAUACCUUGCCUUCAGAAAGUCCUAAUUUAGACUCUGCAGAAGGGAACAUUGAUCCAGAUAUUAAAUGCAGUGCUUCAGAUGCUUUGCAGGGACAAUGCGAUGAGAGAGACAAGCAAAUAAGAUCCUUGAAAUUAAAAAUAGAGAAAUUAAAUGAAAUGUUGCAAGAUGCCAAUGAACUCUGCAGACAAGCAAUGGAAGAAAAUAAUAGACUUAAGCAAGUGAUGAUGCAUAAGGAAGAAGAAGUCAAGGGUCUUCAAAACUGGGCUAAGCGUGGCAAUGAGCUUGAAGCCACAGUGUCUCUUCUACAAGAGGAGCUACGUGAAAGCAAAAAACUCCUAAGCACAGAUUCGAAGCAUCAGAAAUCCAAGAAGGGCUUCUUUGCAAAUCUGAAACAUACCCUAGCAGAUGUUCCUAAAACACUUGGUGACAAAGACUCAGAAAAACCUGAGGCAUCUUCUACAAGCUCUUCACAAGUGACCUCAGCAACACGCAAAGCUGAAAUGGUUGGGGAACUGCAUUUUCAAUAAAAACUACAGACACUU